AUGAACGCGCUUGGCCCCGAACAGCAGAUGGAGAUCAUCGGCGUGUGGGAGACUUUUCGCGACGACCCGGAGGCGUGGGUGGCGAUCAUCACUGGCGAAGGCGACCGUGCUUUCUGUGCCGGUGCCGACCUCAAGACCUACACGCCUGUGCUGGGCGAGCGCGACAUUUACGACCUGAGGCAGGACGCCGACCGUCCCGGCUUUGGUGGCAUUACCCGGGGACUCAAUAUAUGGAAGCCCAUCAUCGCAGCGGUAAACGGCUAUGCGCUGGCUGGCGGACUGGAGCUGGCCCUGGCCUGCGACAUUCGCGUUGCCUCUGAAAACGCUGUCUUCGGUUGUUCGGAGGUGCAGAGAGGAUUCCACCACUGCGAUGGUGGAACGGUGCGUUUGCCGCUCAUCGUCGGCCUGGGCAACGCGCUGCGGAUGCAACUGACCGGCGAACAUAUCGGUGCAGCCGAGGCGCACCGCAUCGGGCUGGUGAGCGAAGUGGUACCUAUGGAGCAGCUCAUGCCGGCCGCGGAGCGCUAUGCCGGAGCCAUCUGCGCCAACGGACCGCUGGGUGUGCGGUCGGCCAAGGAAUCGAUGAUACGCAGCCUGGGCCGUGCACUGGAAGACGCUCUACGGUUCGAGAACGUGCUCUUUGCCACCCUCACGCGCACCGAGGACUUUUGCCGAAGGUCCUCGAGCGUUUACGGAAAAACGUCCUCCGGUCUGGAAGGGCCGGUAGCCAUACCGGUGAACGAUAGAUCGGGCUCCCGGACCCUUUCUCAGAGAAAGCUGAUCUUUAACCUGGAGGUAUGA
This is a messenger RNA of Geodia barretti, 801 nucleotides long. The record is from the annotation of a GenBank genome assembly. Lineage: Eukaryota; Metazoa; Porifera; Demospongiae; Tetractinellida; Geodiidae.